Messenger RNA from Clarias gariepinus (North African catfish), 1617 nucleotides. RefSeq names its product SIN3-HDAC complex associated factor, like (gene sinhcafl). The transcript has 6 exons. Lineage: Eukaryota; Metazoa; Chordata; Actinopteri; Siluriformes; Clariidae. Bases 111 to 791 code for a protein of 226 amino acids. Gene Ontology annotation, biological process: negative regulation of cell migration. The record is from RefSeq and is a predicted model, not a curated record.
UGCUAAUGAGACGCCUCCAUUCAUGCGCGUGCAGAGUCCGUAGUAAGACAUGCGCAGUGCGGAGGAAUAAAACGGACGGAAUUUCAAAGUUUCCGACGGUUUAACCAGAGAUGUUUGGAUUUCACAAAUCCAAGAUUUAUCGUAGCCAUGAAGGCUGCUGCAUUUGCAAAACCAAGUCUUCCAGUUCCCGGUUCACAGACAGCAGCAGAUAUGAGGAAACCUUCCGUCUCUGCUUCGGUUUAUCUGAAGACAGAGUCGGAGACAUCUGCAAUGCUUGUGUACUGCUCGUGAAGAGGUGGAAAAAGUUACCACAUGGAUCGAAGAAGAACUGGAGUCAUGUUGUGGAUGCGAGAGCAGGGCCUGGCUUUAAACUGACAAAACCCAAAAAAGUAAAGAAUAUUGAUGGAAAGAAGAAAAACAAGCUGAAGAAGCUGCAGAAGUUUAAACGGCAAAAUUCAGAUGCUCACAGCACUACAUCUAGCAUGUCUCCCUCUCAGUCUCCCAGCCACAGCAACCAGUCAGAUGACGGUUCAGACGUUGAGACCAAGCAGAGGCGUCCAACUCCAGCAGGCUUCUCGUUUCUUGACCUUUCCUACUGGAAAAGGCAGAAAGUGUGCUGUGGCAUCGUGUACAAAGGGCGUUUCGGUGAAGUCAUCAUCGACCCUCGCCUUUUCAAGCCCUGCUGUGGCCCCAAGCAGCCGCCAGCAGUGACGUUGCCUGCUGCGGAUUCUCCAUGCGUUGCUGACACACUGCCGUCUCCACUCGCAGAGGACUUAAAGGAGACCUGGUGACCUCGUUGCACCUUCGAGCCUGUCCUCGAGGCUCAGUUGCUUUGUCUCCAGUGGCAGACUAUCAUUCAUUCCUGACUGUAUAAAUGCUGAUUUCUGCUUAUUUUGUUCAUUUGUUAUAGCGAGUUCUCUCUCUUUUUUUUUUUUUUUUUUUUUUUAAGGAAAAAAAAAACACAAUUGAAAAUUAAGGGCAUUAGUAAAUUUUCCUAGAACCAGGAUUGAGUUAGACGGUUUAAGACCUGUAAUCUUGUUUGUUUUUUUAAUUAUAUUUUUAUAUACAUAUUUUUGGCACUGUAAAAUACUUUUUUUUUUUUUUUUUGUAGUGCUUGUAAAAAAAAUUUUUUUUCAAUUCCAGUGCACCAAAAGCCUCCUAUCUGGCUCCUAGUUUCCUUUGUGUAAAUCGAGUUAUUAUAAAUUUUCAUAAAUAUGGCAUAUUGAUGUGUUCCAGGCAUUGUUCAGUGUGUUGAUGAAAUGGUUCGAAUCUUUAAACAAAUCAGCUCUGCUGAUCAAAUGUGUUGCUAGAGCAUUCGGUUUUAUAACAGUGUUUUAGUUGGCAAGGUUGAAUGGGCUGAAUUAAUAGUUGAAAAAUGAAUAUAGCUCAAUUUAUGUCCGCGAAAUGCAUGCAUGUCUGUUAAUCUCUUAUUCCUGGUUGCUAUCGUCACAAGACCACAAAAUGCAGGAGACAAAUCAUUUAUCGGUUUAUCCAAAAAGAAAAGUGCAUGCUAAUACUGAUAUUCACAAAAUAUUUAUUAUAGCAUGCUAUUUCAGCAUGAGUUAAAUGCAUCUUGGUUUAAAUGGCUUAAUGUUCAGUGUAGUAGUGUGUUUUUAU